Brassica rapa (field mustard) is the source of this 618-nucleotide messenger RNA. RefSeq names its product mitochondrial pyruvate carrier 4. Gene Ontology annotation, biological process: pyruvate import into mitochondria. Gene Ontology annotation, cellular component: mitochondrial inner membrane. NCBI's taxonomy places the organism in Eukaryota, Viridiplantae, Streptophyta, Magnoliopsida, Brassicales, Brassicaceae. The record is from RefSeq and is a predicted model, not a curated record.
CAUUUUGGGAGAUGAUAUAUAUAACUGUUUUCUAUAGAACUAUAUGUUUAAAUUCCAGGAUUGUAAUGAAUAUGUUUGCUAUGUUCUAUUUAGACAGAAGAAGAAUAUUAAUCACUCUUUCCUCUAUAUGUCAGUGUGUCUCAUACGAAUUCAUAAUCCUCGGGUUCAUUUUUGGGCGCCAACGUUCAAGUGGGGUAUAAGCAUAGCUAACAUUGCAGACUUUGCCAAACCUACUGACAAAAUCUCUUACCCUCAACAGCUUGUUGUUGCAUGCUCUGGAGUUAUCUGGUUUCGCUAUGGCAUGGUUAUCACUCCAAAAAACUGGAACCUCUCUAGCGUUAAUCUUGCUAUGGCCGGGACUGGCAUUUGCCAGCUUGCUCGUAAAAUCAAAAACGAUUUUGCAUCUGAAGUGGAGCCUGUUGUUGCCAAAGAAUGAUUAAUGACGAAGAAGGAUCUUCUUGCUUGUGCUUGAUAAUCAUCAUCCCAAAAUAUUUGAUUUUUUUUGUUUAACUCUCAGACCUUCUUGGUUGGAUUAAGAAACCAUUUUCCAAUGUUUUUCAGUACAUCAUACGUUCUCUAAAGUGAUAUCAAACGUUUCAAUGAGUUUGGACCUGACCA